Molecule: messenger RNA, 882 nt
Organism: Phalaenopsis equestris
Lineage: Eukaryota; Viridiplantae; Streptophyta; Magnoliopsida; Asparagales; Orchidaceae
Product: myb protein-like
Exons: 3
Coding region: 1-882 (293 amino acids)
Biological process (GO): regulation of DNA-templated transcription
Cellular component (GO): nucleus
Molecular function (GO): RNA polymerase II cis-regulatory region sequence-specific DNA binding; DNA-binding transcription factor activity, RNA polymerase II-specific
Source: RefSeq, a predicted model, not a curated record
AUGCCAAUAUCGCCAGUGCACAGAUUUCUGUGGGAACAGAAUGACAGAAAUCAAUCUCUGAUGAAGGCCAACACGGUUUCUUCAGUUUUGACCAGCCGUGCUUCAGUGAGAGGGCAAUGGACUGUGGAGGAAGACAAUUUAUUGGUGAGAUUAGUGAAAGAGCAUGGAUUUAGAAAGUGGUCUCAGAUUGCAAAGAAGUUGUGUGGUAGGAUUGGGAAGCAGUGCAGAGAAAGAUGGCAUAAUCACCUUAAGCCCGGCAUCAAGAAGGAAACAUGGACUGAAGCCGAAGAGAUUUCACUUAUCGAAGCACACAAGCAGUUGGGCAACCGUUGGGCAGAGAUGGCCAAAAAAAUCCCAGGUAGAAGUGAAAAUUCUAUAAAAAAUCAUUGGAAUGCUACCAAAAGAAGGCUGAGUUCAAAAAGAAGAUGCAAAAUCAGAGCAACAGCAAAAAUCAAAGCCUCUCUCCUCGAAGAGUACAUCAUGAAAACAACCGAACUCCUCAAUAACUCCUCAACCACAAAACAACAAAUUCUUACCACAACCCAAGCUGAAGCUUCAGAUUUAAAUAUCAUUAACUGUGGAGAUUAUUUCAGUGUGAGCAUGGAAGAGAAUUUUGAUUUCAUGGCAUCUUCUCCUCCCCAAUUUCAAGAGAUAUUUGAGAAGGAAGGUAAUGAAAGUUGUAGCAAUGGAAGUAUUGAUGAAUUUUGUUCAGAUCUAUACCUUUCAUAUCGCAUGGAUGGGCUACCUGUAAUGUCAGAUUUUGGGGGAUUUCAUGGAGGUAAGUUGGAAGAUUUGAUAGGACUCGACAAGGAUCUGGGAUGCAAGAAAGAUAUGGAUUUGAUAGAGAUGAUGUCAUUAUGUUCUUCUCAAGAGUAUUCAUAA